GCGCGUUUUGUGCGUUUUUCGCGGCUUGGUUGGAGUCUGUGGCGGAAUGCCGCAGAAUCUGCUGACCGCGCUAAACAGCGCCUGAAGCGAACCGGUACGAGCCGAGCUGCCGAGAGCGAGAAAGCGAAUGGAUCGUGCGGUGUUGCGUGCAUGCGAGAGCGGGGUCACAUCGCGCGUACGUGCAGACGAUCGCGCGAAGGCACGCAGACUAACGAAGCAAACGCUCGCGCUGGCCCCGAGCGACAUCUAUCAACAUCCUAAACAGCAAAACCCUCUCGAGGGCCCGCGUGCAAGCGUGCGCGCCUUCGCAACCCAGCGCCCGGGUCCCAGUGCUUAUCGAUCGAAAGUGUCUACCAUUGCACAUUCAGCCCCCGUUGCCUUAGCGUUCCGGUUGCAUGUUGGGCCAGACCUUCCUUAAGCGAGAUACUCUACACGCACCAACACUCUACACAAUCAAACAGCACCAAAAAAGUCCCCGAAACCGCACACACCGUUCCUGCCAUUACCCGGGAAUACACGUGCACAAGCACUGCGAGAAAGACGACAGGGAGAUGGAACACACGUCACAGCAGUACCCGGAAAUGGAGCAGGUCCACGAGCCGGUCUCUACCGGUAGUUGCUGCCGCAGCAAUAGCAGUGCACCGCUAGCAUCCGCGAUGAAGAAUCUUGCGAUCCAGCCACACCAACAAACGGCACCGCUGGGUCUGGGGAAAAAGCGUGCCGGACGGGGCGCUGUCCUGAGCGGGCUCACCCACGAGUGCGGUGUGUUCGGUGCGAUUGCGACGGGCGAAUGGCCGACGCAGAUUGACGUAGCGCAGGUCAUCUGUCUCGGGCUGGUGGCGCUGCAACACCGCGGCCAGGAGUCGGCCGGUAUCGUGACCAGCGAGGGUCACUGUGCGAAAAACUUUAACGUGCACAAGGGCAUGGGUAUGAUCAACAACAUCUUCACGGACGAUUCGAUGAAGAAGCUGAAGGGUAAUCUCGGCAUCGGGCAUACGCGCUAUUCGACGUCGGCUGCGUCGGAGGAGGUCAACUGUCAGCCGUUCGUGGUGCAUACGGCGCACGGUGCGCUCGCGCUAGCACACAACGGUGAGCUAGUGAACUGUGAUAGCCUGCGGAAGGAUGUGCUGUCACGCGGUGUCGGACUGUCGACGCACAGUGACUCGGAGCUGAUCACGCAGGCGCUUUGUUUGAACCCACCCGAGGGCGAGGUGGAUGGACCGGACUGGCCGGCGCGCAUCAAGCAUCUGAUGCAGCUCGCACCGCUUUCCUACUCGCUCGUGAUCAUGCUCAAGGACAAAAUCUACGGUGUACGCGACCCGUACGGCAAUCGGCCAUUAUGCAUUGGCAAGAUCGUACCGCUUACGAUCGGCGCGUACCGUCACGAAAAGGUCGACAAACUGCCGGCAGAAGGGUGGGUGAUAUCGAGUGAGAGCUGCGGCUUCCUCUCGAUCGGUGCUCGGUACGUCCGGGAGGUACAGCCCGGUGAGAUUGUGGAGCUGACGCGUGACGGCAUCAAAACGAUCGACAUCGUCGACUGUCCGGAGAAUCGACGCCAUGCGUUCUGCAUUUUCGAGUACGUGUACUUCGCCCGGUCCGACUCCAUCUUCGAGGGGCAGAUGGUGUACUCGGUGCGUUUGCAGUGCGGCCGUCAGCUGGCACGUGAAGCCGGUGUCGAUGCAGACAUUGUCAGUUCCGUGCCGGAGUCCGGUACGGCAGCAGCACACGGCUUUGCCCGAGAGGCUAAUCUCAACUUUGCGGAGGUGUUGUGCAAAAACCGGUACGUUGGUCGCACGUUCAUUCAACCGUCGACACGGCUUCGGCAGCUCGGUGUGGCGAAAAAGUUUGGCGCGCUGUCGGAGAACGUUGCCGGCAAACGGUUGGUCCUGAUCGACGAUUCCAUCGUGCGGGGCAACACGAUUGGUCCGAUCAUUAAGCUGUUACGCGAUGCCGGUGCGCUAGAGGUCCACAUCCGGAUAGCAAGCCCGCCACUGCUGUACCCGUGCUACAUGGGUAUUAACAUUCCGACGCGCGAGGAGCUAAUCGCGAACAAGCUGAACGCAGAGGAGCUGGCAAAGUAUGUCGGUGCGGACAGCUUAGCAUACCUAAGCGUGGAUGGUUUAAAAAAGGCGGUACAGCUAAACAUGGCGGCUAAGAAACCGGAACAGGUUGGGCACUGUACCGCCUGUCUGACCGGCGACUACCCGGGCGGGCUACCGGAUGAGCUGGACUGGUAGAGACCACAUGCUAUUUGUUUUGGGUGGUUAUAUAUAUAUAUAAAUAUAUAUAUAUACAUACAUUUUUUUGCAUUUACAAUGUAAGAACAUAGUGACGUAAUCUAAUCGUACGAUCUGAGCUGAACAAUAAAUAAUGAGACUUUAGUUUAAUGAGUCACAA
Messenger RNA from Anopheles moucheti, 2397 nucleotides. RefSeq names its product amidophosphoribosyltransferase-like. Gene Ontology annotation, molecular function: amidophosphoribosyltransferase activity. Lineage: Eukaryota; Metazoa; Arthropoda; Insecta; Diptera; Culicidae. The transcript has 5 exons. Bases 396 to 2237 code for a protein of 613 amino acids. The record is from RefSeq and is a predicted model, not a curated record. Gene Ontology annotation, biological process: purine nucleotide biosynthetic process; purine nucleobase biosynthetic process.